CCGACGCGCGCCUCUGCCGUGGAGCUCCCCCUCGCUGCGUGCAUCGUGAUCUAGUGGAUGCAGAGUCUCGGAGAGAGAACGCAGGGUCACCUUCUAUCACUGCAAGGUGGAAAUACCGAAUACAUCUCAGCGGAGGCCACCUGGUAGUAGUGCACCUGAGCAGCAUCAGCAGCAGGUGACCUCCUGCAGGGCACCAACAGCUAAACCGCUAAACUCUCUAAAGUGGAUGGAAACCUGACCCAUCAUUGCUGGAGAAGUGCGCGAGGAACCCGGCUUGGCUGCAGAGGACAGGUUUAGUCAUCAGAGUGCUUUGCCACAUCCAGGAAAAUGUCUGGCUCCUACGAUGAAUUUGCAGUCGCUGACGACACCAUGGACAGCUUCUGGGAGGUGGGGAACUACAAACGCGCUGUCAAAAGAGUAGACGACGGCCAUCGGCUCUGCAAUGACCUCAUGGGCUGCCUGCAGGAACGUGCCAAGAUAGAAAAGGCUUACGGUGAUCAGCUAACUGCAUGGUCCAAGAGGUGGAGACAGCUCAUCGAGAAAGGCCCGCAGUACGGCUCCGUGGAAAGAGCCUGGCUGGCCGUGAUGACCGAGGCUGAGAAGGUGAGUGAGCUGCACCAGGAUGUGAAGAACAACCUGAUGAACGAGGACGUGGAGAAAGUGAAAAACUGGCAGAAGGAAGCCUACCACAAGCAAAUGAUCGGAGGCUUCAAGGAGGCCAAGGAGGCGGACGAAGGCUUCAAGAAGGCUCAGAAACCGUGGGCCAAAAAGCUUAAGGAGAUGGAGGCAGCUAAGAAGUCGUACCACAUGGCCUGCAAGGAGGAGAAGCUGGCUGCAGCCCGCGAGGCCAACGGCAAGACGGAGGCUUCCGUCACGGCAGACCAGCAGAAGAAACUGCACGAGAAGGUGGACAAAUGCAAACAGGAUGCGCAGAAGGCUAAAGAGAAGUAUGAGAAGUCUCUGGAGGAGCUGAAUAAGUGCACCCCGCAGUACAUGGAGUCCAUGGAGCAGGUGUUUGACCAGUGCCAGCAGCAUGAAAUCAGGAGGCUGACCUUCCUCAAGGAGGCCCUGCUGGACAUCAAACGCCAUCUUAACCUCACCGAGAACCAAAGCUACAGCACAAUAUACAGAGAACUGGAGCGCACCAUCCUGUCUUCAAACACACAAGAGGACCUGAAGUGGUUCAGCAACAACCACGGGCCCGGGAUGCAUAUGAACUGGCCCGCGUUCGAGGAAUACAACCCGGACCAGGCCGCUGCCCCCCCAAAGAAGAAGAAACCAGACGGGGCCCCACCCACUCCCAGCACCGACCACGUGGCGCCACCUGGUGACCGAAGCAGUGUGAGCAGCUAUGAGAAAAACCAAGCGUACUCAACCGAGUGGUCCGACGAUGAGCAGCCCGCCACGCACUCUGGCAACGAAAACGGCGGGAACGGGAAUUCUUUUGAAGAGGAUUCCAGCACCGGGAAAGCAGUGCGUGUCCGUGCUCUGUACGAUUAUGAGGGCCAGGAGCAGGACGAGCUCACCUUCAAAGCAGGUGAGGAGCUGACCAAGACAGAGGACGAGGACGAGCAAGGCUGGUGUAGAGGUCGCCUGGACAGCGGCCGGGAGGGACUCUACCCGGCCAACUACGUCGAGCCCAUCUAGUCGCGUCACCGGACAAGGACACGCCGUUGGAGGCAGCUUGAACUGUCCAAUUGCAUCGCACAUAGCCAGAGACUUAAGAGCAACACAUCCUUUGCCCAACAGAUGCGCCAAGCAGUCUCGCCUAAAUCAAAACUUAGUAACCUAAAAGACAAUAUAUCCGUAUAAUAUAUUUUAUCCAGCAUUUUGGGUGGGUGGACUCACAUGUUUAAAAACAGGAGCAGCGGUUAUUCCGGUGUAUAUACACACUCAACUAUAACAUCAAGACGGUGCAGGAACGCAUUGCUUCUCUGUGUAGCUGUGAUUAACAUGUGAUGCAGCUUAUUUAAACUUGCAGCGUACUGCAGUCUGUUCUCUUGUGACAAUGGGAACCUAAAAUAUAUAUAUAUAUAUAUUACACACAGUUACACCCCAACCUGCAUUGUGUAUAUACAGUUUGACGCCAUUUCUGUGUAGCAUUUUCAAUGCUGUGUGUGGUCAGUCUUCAUUCUUCCACCUGGAAUGCUGUGUAGUGUUAAAAUGUACCACCAACAAUAUCCUCUUUUGGGUUUUUUUUUCUUGUUUUUUGGGGGGUUUUCUUUGUGAUUUGGUCCAACCUCCAGUGUGUGCAGUGCUAUGUGUUUUUAGCUGUUUUAUGAACUUUGUAUAGCAGCAUGUGCUAUGCAAAAGAAGAAGAAAAAAACCAACACCUGCAUUCCCCGAAUCCUGCAGCCUCAAUUAGGCUUCAACUUGAUGCAACACUUCAACUACAAAAUGCAGAAUUCAUUGAUUUUCGUCUGACAUUCUUCUGGACACGUUUGUGUUUUCUUUAAAGGAGGCUCGUUGAUGAACUGAUUUUCUGUUUGCUCGCUUCUUUUUUGACAUAUUUAUUUACUUAGCAUCACAAACCUGUUGACAAUACCACCUCCAUGCAACCCAAGGAAAGGAUACAGUUUCUCCAGAGGCUUUCAUUCUUGGUUCAGUAUUUCUGCUCUUAUCUUAAUCCACCACUGCUUACGCGAGUGAUCUAUUCCCUCAGAGCAAAGCGGGAUCAAGUCACCUUCUCGAGGUUGCCACUGCCGUAUAAGAGGCGGGUUCUGAACAAUGCCUGUGCCGGGCCCCUUUCUUCCAGAGCGAGGGGCCGAAUGAGGGCAGACUGUUUUCUGAAGAUCGAAGCCUGUUCAACCGGACACAAAUGUACUAGUGUUCGGGCUCGAAAGAGGGCGCGUUGUCUGAACACGGUGUCUCCAUCGUCAUUUAAUGGCCUACGUUGCAAAAAGCACUAGGUGUGUGUGGCCCGUCUCCCCGCUGAGCCAAAGAAUGACCCAAAACCAUCAACUAUCUGUUUAUUCUGUCCAUGCAAUAACUUCACAUAUCCCACGUGAGACGGCUAUAGUGGGGAUCAACUUGCAGCUGCCAUCCAGUCCACCCAAACUACAUCCGUCUGCAAAGCACCACGCAGAGACCAGGGGAACACAUUUGUCAACAGUGCUGCACUGCAUGUAAGCUGACCCGCACACAGCGUAUUAAAUGGUCAUUUUUAAACCCUUAACUUAAUAUAUAGACAUUCAAUUUAUAGCAGGAAGUCAUCAGAUGUUGAUUACUGAGUCAUAUUGCUCAUAUUGCACCUAAAUCUCUGAUUAGAUGGAACAGAUGCUUUUAAUUGUCCGGAUGUUUUUCAAUUUAAACAGCAGCCAGAUGUGUUUAGCUCUGUGUCUGGAACAGGAUUUGACAGCUUCGGAUCUCACACAUGAGGAGAAACACAUCACCAGCUCACAAGUUGUGUCUUAGAGUAAAGCUGUCCAGCAUAGCAAAAAGGACUACUAUCAUUAAACUGUCCCACCUCCUUGACGUGUGUAUCCACACACAGACUCACAUACACUCGAACACAGAUAUACACACAGAUAUAUAUACAGACACACACACACGCAUUUAAAAUUACUAAAAGUUACAAAACCAUAAUCCACAUUACCAGGUCAAUAUUUUGGGCGACAACAUCCUCCAGUGUGUAUGAGUUGUGUAAAUGUAAUAGAAAAAAAGUUUUAAAAAAAUGCAAGUGAUUGACUAUUAAGACAAAAUGUAGUGUUAUACAUGUAAAUGUGAUUCAUUAAAAUAACAGCAAUGGAAAACAUAUUAAGAAAUAGGUACCAUAUGGUAUGAAUUUCAUUGCAAUGGAAUCGUCGGUGUAUCAUAAAAGCGUGACGUUAUCCCACGCUGUCAGAUUUGUAUAUGAUGAUGUAAUUUAAAGAUUAUAUUCUAUUGUAACUGUACAACUGUUGAGUUGAAAAUUGAGACCUAACCACGUUGAGGCAGUAAAAAGGUGUACAUGUAAAUGCUUUUUUAUGUUGAUGAUCUCUUCCUUAUGCACACAGGGGACAGCAGCUCACGUUGUGGAAACCCUCUAUUAGCGGUCUAGAAGAUGUAUGUUCAUAGUUAGUGAUGUACUUUUAUCUCCUAACUGGUGUAGUGCCUGUUCAUCUUGAUGUAACAAGACGUUCAUUUAAAUAUGCAUAAAGAUGAUUAUGAUCACA
Messenger RNA from Pungitius pungitius (ninespine stickleback), 4154 nucleotides. Its product is annotated as protein kinase C and casein kinase substrate in neurons protein 1-like. Gene Ontology annotation, biological process: plasma membrane tubulation; cytoskeleton organization; positive regulation of dendrite development. The record is from RefSeq and is a predicted model, not a curated record. Lineage: Eukaryota; Metazoa; Chordata; Actinopteri; Perciformes; Gasterosteidae. The transcript has 11 exons. Gene Ontology annotation, molecular function: phospholipid binding; protein binding. Gene Ontology annotation, cellular component: cytoplasm; endosome; plasma membrane. The coding region runs from base 328 to 1647 and encodes 439 amino acids.